AUAAGUAAAUUCAGAUUUAGAUAGUUCCGACCAAAAAACUUGCUGUUGAAUGAAACCGACGCGGUUGCAGCGAAGGGCAAGUGUUGGAAGAGAGUGGCAUUCCCCAUGAAAGUGCUUAGCAAUUUCUCGAUAGCUUAUGUCCCACUCUUUCUCAAGACUCCAACAGCAAAAAUCAAUCAUUUCUUAUGCAAACUUAAAAGGAGCUUGUUUAAACUCUGCUUGUGAGUUGUGACUGCAGUGCCCCAAACUCUCUUAGAAGCCAAGCGGAAAGGGGGCAAGCAUUCCUUUGCAAAUGGUGUCACUGUCACUGGGCGUAUCUUUCUCAGGAUUGCUCCAUUUUAUGCUCGAUCAUUUCGCGGAAAGUGUUGUUUUGAUCCUUUCGCAAUUGAUAGCUUCCGAUGUGUUUGAAAUCCGGAGUUUCAAUUCUCUGAAGCAGCUUCUUAGAGAAAUUCCACCUAUGAAGAUGAUAGAAGAACUAGCUUCAUCUGAGAUGGAAUUAGAUCGAGAACUGAAGAAAUACAAGGCAGCAAGCAGUAGAAGUGAGCGUGCAAGAAAGAUUGAUGUCUCAGCAGACUCUAUCAAGAAACAAGAGAACUUGUUUUUCAGUUUCCAGAACGAAGGGGCUUCUUCGAGUUCAAAACAGGCACAGAAUCAAUCUGGAGUGAUAGUAAGUAAUCCAAGAAAAAUGGUUUGCAGCAAAUUCUGUGAAGGUGAGGCGGCUUUGCAGGCUAGUGAAGCUGAAGACCUGAAUACAAGAUUGAAGAGACUCGAGGAAGAAAGUGAAGUUAUGAAGCAAGCAUUCUUAGAGACAGUGGUGGAAAGGAAAAACUAAUUAAUGAAAUCUGUAAGCUGUUUGAGACACUGCACUACACCAUCCUUAAUAAGGAUAUAGAAGAUGGCUAUGGAUCUUUGGUCAUCAAACCUUCUCCAGUUUGAGCCCUGGAUGUUAAGGAGUAAAAUUUCAUAGCAUUGAACCCCACACAUAACCCAGCUGGUUCAAGCAACCAUCAUUAAGAAGUAUUAUCCUAUAAAGUCAAAUCCCGGCAUUUACAACCCCCAAGGUCUAUUCUCCAUUGUACCAAAAAAGAGUAUUUUCACAAUGAGCAAU
Hibiscus syriacus is the source of this 1108-nucleotide messenger RNA. RefSeq lists its product as uncharacterized. The coding region runs from base 293 to 832 and encodes 179 amino acids. The transcript is spliced from 2 exons. Lineage: Eukaryota; Viridiplantae; Streptophyta; Magnoliopsida; Malvales; Malvaceae. The record is from RefSeq and is a predicted model, not a curated record.